Messenger RNA from Vigna umbellata (rice bean), 1578 nucleotides. Its product is annotated as developmentally-regulated G protein 2. Gene Ontology annotation, molecular function: GTP binding; GTPase activity. The record is from RefSeq and is a predicted model, not a curated record. Lineage: Eukaryota; Viridiplantae; Streptophyta; Magnoliopsida; Fabales; Fabaceae.
GCCCAAUCACAAGGUGUUAAAAAUGGGCCUCAAAUAAUUAUUCAAUCUUCUUUUUUCAGACCUACUCUUCUCUCUCUGGGGGUUUUCGACGACAUCUUGUGACUGUGUUUUCCGCGGAAAAUAAAAUGGGUAUUAUUGAAAAGAUCAAAGAAAUUGAAGCCGAAAUGGCUCGGACCCAGAAAAACAAAGCCACAGAGUAUCAUCUUGGGCAGCUCAAGGCGAAGAUAGCAAAACUAAGGACACAAUUAUUGGAGCCUCCGAAAGGUUCUAGUGGAGGCGGAGAAGGAUUUGAAGUUACAAAAUUUGGCCAUGGACGUGUUGCGCUGAUAGGAUUUCCAAGUGUGGGGAAGUCUACUCUUUUGACAAUGUUAACGGGCACACACUCUGAAGCUGCAUCUUAUGAGUUCACAACUCUGACCUGUAUUCCUGGGAUUAUACACUAUAAUGAUACUAAAAUUCAGUUACUCGAUCUUCCUGGAAUUAUUGAAGGUGCUUCUGAAGGCAAGGGACGAGGGAGACAGGUUAUUGCUGUUGCUAAAUCUUCAGACAUAGUGCUGAUGGUUCUUGAUGCUUCCAAAAGUGAGGGUCAUAGGCAAAUAUUGACCAAAGAGCUGGAAGCAGUAGGCUUGCGAUUAAACAAGAGACCACCUCAGAUAUAUUUUAAAAAGAAAAAGACGGGAGGCAUUUCAUUCAAUAGCACUUUGCCUUUGACUCAUGUCGAUGAGAAGCUGUGUUAUCAGAUCCUGCAUGAGUACAAGAUUCACAAUGCAGAGAUCCUUUUCCGUGAGGAUGCUACAGUAGAUGAUCUCAUAGAUGUCAUUGAAGGAAACCGAAAAUACAUGAAGUGUGUAUAUGUGUACAACAAGAUAGACGUCAUUGGUAUUGAUGAUGUGGACAGACUAGCUCGACAACCCAAUUCUGUUGUCAUUAGCUGCAAUUUGAAGCUGAACUUAGACAGACUACUUGCAAGGAUGUGGGACGAAAUGGGUCUGGUUAGAGUUUACACAAAACCACAAGGCCAGCAACCAGAUUUCUCUGAUCCUGUGGUUCUUUCUGCUGAUAGAGGAGGCUGCACUGUAGAAGAUUUUUGCAACCAUAUUCACAGAAGUUUGGUGAAGGAUGUCAAAUAUGUUCUGGUCUGGGGUGCUAGUGCAAGACACUACCCACAACAUUGCGGUCUUAGUCAUAAUCUUCGUGACGAAGAUGUGGUUCAAAUUGUUAAGAAAAAGGAAAAGGAGGAGGGAGGAAGGGGAAGAUUUAAAUCACAUUCCAAUGCACCUGCUCGGAUAUCUGACAGAGAGAAGAAGGCACCACUGAAGACAUAAUGUGUUAUGUGAGACUACCUGUGAUUUCAUUGAUUUGCCUGGUGGAUGGGAAAAAUGACCAGAGUUGAUGAUACAUCCAAAUCAAAGGUGAUAGCUCUUCCAACAUAGGGUUGAAUUUUCCUAUGUUUUUUGCCACCCAAGUGUUGUAACACCACCCCUCCCCUGAAAAAAUAGUUUUUGUCUAUUAUGAAGUGUGCGUCUAUGACUUGAAGAGAAGCAGAAAGUAAAGGAAACGGGCACUGCAUCUUAACAA